Staurois parvus is the source of this 322-nucleotide messenger RNA. Lineage: Eukaryota; Metazoa; Chordata; Amphibia; Anura; Ranidae. The record is from the annotation of a GenBank genome assembly.
UCAGUGGAGGGAUCGGCAGAGAGGGGUGGAGGACACUCAGUAGAGGUCAGUGGAGGGAUCGGCAGAGAGCGGUGGAGGACACUCAGUAGAGGUCAGUGGAGGGAUCGGCAGAGAGGGAUGGAGGACACUCAUGAGAGGUCAGUGGAGGGAUCGGCAGAGAGGGGUGGAGGAAACUGACUGGAGGUCAGUGGCGGGAUUGGCAGAGAGGGGUGGAGGACACUCAGUAGAGGUCAGUGGAGGGAUUGGCAGAGAGGGGUGGAGGACACUCAGUAGAGGUCAGUGGAAGGAUUGGCAGAGAGGGGUGGAGGACACUCAGUGGAGG